CACCAACACUUCCCCAUCUAACUUUUGGUGGGCAGAAAAGAAAGUGCAGUGCAGUUCAGGAAAUAUGCAUAUGACCUCCUGACAUCUCUCACUGCUGCUGCUCCAAAUCUUGAAAACCCAACCAAAAACUACUGAGAUAUAUAUGUAUAUAUAUCUAUCAGUUACGCUAAUAAGUUUUAACCACCCCCAAGAAAGAAACCACAUCCUUUUUCCUAGGACUCUUCUUGUCUGCUCUGCUUCAUGACCUCUCAGGAUUCCCGCCGAUGGCAGAAGCAUAAAUUGAAGUGAAAACAAGAAUCUUGAAUAUCUGUGUGUGCGUGUGUGUGUGUAGUGUUCUUUUUCUUUUCUUUUCUCUUUGAGGUGAAGACUGAGAUGGUGGUUGCCGGCGGCGAAGAGUGCUCCGGCGGCCGGACCGUGGUGGUGGGGGUGAAGCUGGACUCCCAUAGCAGAGAGCUGCUGACGUGGGCUUUGGUGAAAGUUGCUCAGGCGGGUGAUCGUGUAGUUGCACUUCAUGUUCUUGACAACAAUGAAAUUGUGGAUCGUGAUGGAAAAUCAUCUCUACUCUCUCUGGUUAAAGCUUUUGACUCAAUUCUUGCAGUUUAUGAAGGCUUCUGUAAUCUCAAACAGGUGGAUCUCAAGUUAAAGAUCUGUAGAGGUUCGUCGAUUCGGAAAAUUCUUGUCCGUGAAGCCAAAUCUUACUAUGCAACUGAGGUUAUUGUUGGAACUGCUCAAACUCAUCAUACGAUCCGUUCAUCAGCAUCUGUUGCUAAGUACUGUGCUAAAAAAUUGUCCAAAGAUUGUUCUGUCUUGGCUGUCAAUAAUGGGAAGAUUGUUUUUCAUAGAGAAUCCAAUUCAGUAUCUCGCAUUAGCUUGAAAGAAAUCGAGCAUCACCGCCGCAAUGGUCUGCUCAAUGCCAUUCAGAGAUCGUUCAGUAAGAACGUGAAAGUGCUUAACGAUAGUCGUUCCAUGAAGCCGAUGUUGACAUGGGAUGAAGGUACCUGUGGCAAAUUGGAUAUGGCCUUAGCUAGUCCUGAUCUUGUGACCCUUGAACGGAAUUGUUCGAUUUGUUCGCCGGAUUCAGUGGCACCCAAUAAUUCUUUUGGACGAUUGUCUGAGGAGCUUUCAGAUGAUGAUAGUAAAGAGAAUUCAAUGGCUAUAGUACCAGUGCAGAAGCUAGAGGCAGCAUCAAGUUCAAUUUCCCUGUUAUUAAGAGAAUUACCAGAACCGAAACCUGGUUGGCCGCUUCUUCGUCGAGCCAUUUUAUCAAAUGCGACAUCUUCAAAUAAUCCCCGUGCGAGACAAAUAUCUGUGGUUCAGUGGGCCAUGCGUCUACCAAGUCGAUAUGGUUUGUCAAUUGAGCAUACGAAUAGGAAAGAUAGUGAUUCUGAUUGUGACGGUGAGCAAUCUUCUAAACUAGAUGGAGAAAGCGGUGCAAUUAUUCCUGUGGGAAAUGAGACUUUAUCUGUUCCAUCAUCACCUGACUCGAUCUCGAGACCCUUACCAGUGGAACUGGAGGGUCUUCAUGAGAAAUACACUGCCACCUGCAGAUUGUUUAAAUUCCAUGAACUCGUCUCAGCAACAUCCAAUUUCAUACCAGAGAAUAUGAUCGGCAAAGGUGGCAGCAGCCAGGUUUACAGAGGCUGCCUUCCUGACGGCAAGGAACUUGCUGUGAAGAUUUUAAAGCCAUCUGAAGAUGCGCUGAAAGAGUUCGUUCUUGAAAUUGAGAUCAUCACAGCUCUGCAUCACAAAAACAUCAUCUCACUUUUUGGAUUCUGUUUCGAGAAUAACCAUCUUCUCUUGGUCUAUGAUUUUCUAUCAAGAGGAAGCCUUGAAGAGAACCUUCAUGGUAACAAAAAGGAACCACUGGCAUUUGGGUGGAGUGAGAGGUAUAGGGUUGCUAUCGGAGUAGCUGAGGCUUUGGAUUAUCUUCACAACAGAGAAGCUCAACCCGUAAUCCACAGGGAUGUCAAGUCAUCCAAUAUACUUCUAUCCGAUGAUUUUGAGCCACAGCUUUCUGAUUUCGGGCUUGCUAAAUGGGCAUCGGCAACUUCAUCUCACAUAACAUGCACUGAUGUGGCUGGGACAUUCGGAUACUUGGCUCCUGAAUAUUUCAUGUAUGGCAAAGUAAAUGAGAAGAUCGAUGUCUAUGCAUAUGGGGUAGUACUUCUGGAGCUUCUAUCAGGAAGAAAGCCUAUAUGCAGUGAUUGUCCAAAGGGCCAAGAGAGCCUUGUUAUGUGGGCAAAGCCAAUUUUAAAUUCUGAGAAGUUCGUCACAUUGCUGGACCCAAGCUUGGGCAGCAGUUACGAUCAUAAUCAAGUUGAGAGAAUGGUUCUAGCUGCUUCACUCUGCAUAAGACGUGCACCACGAGCUCGCCCCCAAAUGAGCCUCGUAGUGAAGCUUCUCCAAGGCGACGCUGAGGUAGUAAAGUGGGCAAGACUCCAAGUGAAUGCUUCCGAGGGGUCUAACAUCAGGCAAGAAGCUAAUUCUCUUGAUGGGGCUGAUGCACUAGACGACGAAACCUUUUCACAGUCUAAUCUGCAAUCCCACCUCAACCUGGCUUUGCUCGGUGUGGAGGAAGAUUCUCUCUCCAUAAGCAGCAUCGAGCAAAGUGUUUCUUUAGAGGAUUAUCUGCGAGGCAGGUGGAGCCGUUCCUCAAGCUUUGACUAACCGUAACUUGUGCACCAAACGAAAAAGUUUUCGAGUGUGAUUCUUCUAUGCAUGUUCUCCUCUUUGUUGAUAGGGGCUUUUGGAUGUGAGGUUGUUUGUGUGUGCGCCCUCCUCCUACCCUUUUGUUGUCGUGAAAGGCGAAGCAAUUUUCUAGGGAUUGUCUUCCAGAAUGUAUAGGAUACAAGUGCAAUCUGCAUGAAAGAUUUGAUGUAUUUUGGUUCUUGAAUCCUCCUCUCAAAGUGUAGUUAUACAAUGUUCACAUGAUAUAUAACAUAGGCGCUAGAUUCUUGAUCUUCUUUCA
Sesamum indicum (sesame) is the source of this 2968-nucleotide messenger RNA. Its product is annotated as protein kinase STUNTED. The record is from RefSeq and is a predicted model, not a curated record. Gene Ontology annotation, molecular function: ATP binding; protein kinase activity. Gene Ontology annotation, biological process: protein phosphorylation. Lineage: Eukaryota; Viridiplantae; Streptophyta; Magnoliopsida; Lamiales; Pedaliaceae.